This is a messenger RNA of Polychytrium aggregatum, 1079 nucleotides long. Its product is annotated as TLC domain-containing protein. Lineage: Eukaryota; Fungi; Chytridiomycota; Chytridiomycetes; Polychytriales. The transcript has 5 exons. Gene Ontology annotation, biological process: lipid homeostasis. Gene Ontology annotation, cellular component: membrane; endoplasmic reticulum. Bases 33 to 833 code for a protein of 266 amino acids. The record is from RefSeq and is a predicted model, not a curated record.
GAUCGCAUCCAACGGCUCUGCUCCAUUCAGCCAUGUCGGCGCUCUCGUGGACCCAGAUCUAUCACACGCCGCUCUUCCCGGCCUUCUUCGAGGCCCUGGGCCUGCCGAAGGCGUCCGAGCAUGUUGCCACCUUCCUGACGACGACCGUGGUCUGCCAUUUGAUCUACCUCUCGGCCUUCCCGCUCUCGUUCCACUUUUCGUCGGCGUACCGCACUCUGCGAGGAUACAAGCGCAAGGACUGGUGCAUCCACUGGGUGACGCUGUCGUUCUCAAGCACGAUCGUGUGUCUGGCGCUCCCGAUGCUCUUCGAUCCUGCGCUGCAGCAAGACCGAGUGUUUGCCAACAGCUGGUAUUCCGGCACCGUCCUAGCGAUUGCCUGCGGAUACUUCCUUUGGGACUCGCUGAUCAUCUUGGCCAACAUCCAGAACGCCGGAGGAGCCAUGCUUGUGCACGGCGUGGCCUGUCUGCUUGCCUAUGGAGCAUCGUUCAGACCUGUCCUCAACUUUUACGGCGGCGUAUUCUUGAUGUUUGAGCUGAGCACCCCGUUCCUGAACGUCCACUGGUUCUGCGACAAGGUUGGCCUCACGGGCAGCCGGCUCCAGUGGAUCAACGGCAUCGUCCUGCUUGCGGUGUUUUUCUUUGCCCGGAUCGUCUUUGGCCUGUCCAUGUCGUAUCUGUUCUGGGGCGACAUCAUCGUCCACUGGAGCCAGGUUCCGAUCUUCAUCGCCGGGCUCUACUGUAUCGCCAACGUGGUUCUCAACUCGCUGAACCUGUUCUGGUUCUACAAGAUGAUCUCGUCGGUGCGAAAGCGCUUCAACAAGAAGGAGGAGUAGAGCCGUUGCGCUUGUCGUUGCGCUUGUCGCUGUGCUUGUCGUUGCGCUUGUCUCUGUGCUUGGCGGUGCUUCCCUGUUGCCGAAUCUCGGACAUGUUGUAUGUCGCUCCCCAUCCGGGGCAUGUAUCCGUGCAUCGGGUAUCCCUUUCCUGCCCUGCAAUGCACUAGGAUGCACUGCAUCGGAUACAUAUUCUCUUGAUGCUAUCCUGUCGUGUCGAAUAAAGCGUUAUCCGUUCGUGCCGAGCAA